Messenger RNA from Chara braunii, 1396 nucleotides. The record is from the annotation of a GenBank genome assembly. Lineage: Eukaryota; Viridiplantae; Streptophyta; Charophyceae; Charales; Characeae.
GUGGCAGUCCCAAACGUGCUUGAAAACGAGACCAAUGUUUUUGGGUAAUGAAAUCGCGCACGUUUCAUUCACAACGAAAGCAAAGACGGAUGGCUCCAUCGGGUAACAAAUGUUUUAACUGCGGCGGUGAAGGGCACUUCGCCAGAGAAUGCCCCUCGCACCGGCAACAGACGAGGGGAGGAGGAGUUGCUAGUUCCCCGGCACCAACAGCGUGGAGGUUUUGGACACCAAGGCGCCCGCAGGAGGAUUCGGAGGAAAAAGAUUUCUUGAGGCAGCUCAUCCAAGAGAAAAGGGAGGAGCAGAAUCGUAGGAAGGAGUUCGAAGACAAGCGGAAAAUGGACGAGUUGAUCCGGAUGGAGAUUGAGCGAAAUUCAGAGGCAAUGGAGGCUCGUGUGUUGUCGAAGAUUGGGCGGCAGUACCCCGUCAAUCAUGAAGAAGCAAGAUGGGAGGAGUUGCGUUCCCCUGCUCACCGCCCCGCUUUCACUCCGAUCAGGGAACGGGACGAUGUUGAUAUUGAUGAUCGUGGGAUUAAAGACAUUGAAGACGAGAUCGCUAAACUUUAUGAGGUGCGUGAGAGGCAGCGGAGGGGCAAGGAAGUAGUCCAGAGGCCCAUAAGGCCUUUUCGACAGCCGCUCUUUCAGAAGGAGGACGUUCCGGUGGUGAACAACCCACGGCCUGAAUCCUCGAGGAUGGGCGAAGAUCGUGCGCGUUCGAAGAUUCCGACGGGCAGUGGGCCUGAGGGGGUUCUUAACUAUGUUCUUCAGCAGCGACUUCUCCUUACUGGAAAGAAUAAGAACCAAUUUAAGGCGAUAUAUGCGAUUGAGGGUGUGCAGUACACAACGAAGGUUCCCGCUAUUGAUAGGUUGAUUGAGGAACGUGUGAAGCUGCCUUAUGAGGGUUUCAUCUUUGUGCCUGCGCCCUCGACUGCAGCAAGCCCAGAGCAAGAAGAAUGCACUCCGUGCAAAUGAAUCGGUAGACACGCACGUCUCAGGCUCUGGCUGAACCUGUUUGAGUGCAUUGUUCGUCAGAACCGCGUUUGGAACCAUGGCCGAGCCGCCCACCUUCGCUUGUUGUAUGACAGGUGUGUCACCUUAUGUUUUGUUGGUCUGGCUCUUUUAGGUGAGAUCUUGUGGAUGACGAAGUUCACGUCUUUGCUGCUCAACGUCAACCGGGAUUCUUGGGAUGCUGGACCGGUGGUUUAUAUCCUUUCUUCCCCGUGGUGUAAAGCGCAAUACAUAGGGUGUUCCACGCGUGGAAUAUACAUUAGAUGGGUUGAACAUCUUCGCACGGUUAAGCUACGGGGCCUUGGUACUUGUCCUGAGCUGUACGAAAGGCUUAUCCUAAUUUGGCAUAGGUAAGUAUGUCAUAAUUCCCCUAGUAAAUGAGCUUGAAUCUA